UGCACAAUGACCAGUCGACUACCGAAGCUCGUCGCCUUCGAUCUCGACUACACCCUCUGGGAUCUCUGGGUUGACACUCACGUGACUCCCCCCUUAAAGCGCAACGGCAAUGCCUUGAACGAAGUGAAGGACAAAUAUGGCGAAACCAUUGCCUUCUACCGCGACGUGCCCUCGAUCCUGCACCGCUUGAGAGACGCAGGUGUUACCAUCGCCGCCGCAUCCCGCACAUCUGCUCCCCGAGUAGCACGCCAAGCGCUAGACCUGCUCCUUGUACCUCCUAAACCAGGUGAUAAGGACGGCGCGCCGACGAGGGCGAUCCAGUUCUUUGACGAGAUGGAGAUAUACCCAGGAUCGAAGAUCACGCACUUCAAGAAGCUGCACGAGAGGACUGGGAUUGACUACGCUGAGAUGCUCUUUUUCGACGACGAAAGCCGGAACCGCGAGGUAUCAAACCUGGGGGUGACGUUCUGUCUCGUCCGCGACGGCCUGAACGACCGGACGUUCGAACACGGCUUGGCAGACUGGCGCAAGCAGCACCCCGAGUUGGUCGUGGAAGAUGCUGCUGGGCAGUCUGCAGAGGAGUAGAUUGGAUUCGCAGGUAUCGUGCCUCCGUAUAGAUGUUUGCAGGUAGAUAGAUAUUGCUGGAGGUAUACUAGUUGAUACAGUCUACACGUACAGUCAUUAGCCAAUGAAUCGCAGCCUGGCGACACCAAA
Messenger RNA from Punctularia strigosozonata HHB-11173 SS5, 714 nucleotides. Its product is annotated as magnesium-dependent phosphatase-1. Gene Ontology annotation, molecular function: acid phosphatase activity. Lineage: Eukaryota; Fungi; Basidiomycota; Agaricomycetes; Corticiales; Punctulariaceae. The transcript is spliced from 9 exons. The coding region runs from base 7 to 585 and encodes 192 amino acids. The record is from RefSeq and is a predicted model, not a curated record.